Drosophila arizonae is the source of this 1369-nucleotide messenger RNA. It is a transcript of the gene Ucp4A, whose product is annotated as Uncoupling protein 4A. The record is from RefSeq and is a predicted model, not a curated record. Gene Ontology annotation, biological process: transmembrane transport. NCBI's taxonomy places the organism in Eukaryota, Metazoa, Arthropoda, Insecta, Diptera, Drosophilidae.
AUAAGCACUCAUAAAGCCGUAAAGCAGAAAAAAUACACACCCUGACAAGCAAUAUCAGUUUCAAAAAUACAAAUCAAUUCUGCAAUGCGUACGCGGCCAGGGCGUGCGUUUAAUUGAAGACAAGACGCCGAUAUACGCGGGGCUGCGGGAAUAACAAGCGAAGAGAUGCCAGCGCCACAGACGAUUGCAGUAAGUGCCGCUGCCAUAACCACGACCAAUGUGCCCAGCGCAGAGGCCAGCACCAACGCCGCAGCGCCAACUGCAACGGCCUCAGCUACGACGGCAACGGUAAACAACACCGUCAGCAGUAGUGGACGCCAUCAGCUGCGACCCGUUAAGUACGAUUAUGCGGACUCGUUUGCCUGCACAUAUGUCGUUUCGGUGGUGGCCGCCUCCGUAGCCGAGCUGGCCACAUAUCCGCUGGAUCUCACAAAGACCCGCCUGCAAAUCCAAGGCGAAGCGGCCAGUGUGGCCGCCAUUGCCAGUACCGCUAACGCCACCAGUAGCGUCACCGGCGGCGCCAAAGCCAAUAUGCAAUAUCGCGGCAUGGUCGCCACGGCCUUUGGCAUUGUACGCGAGGAGGGCGCCCUCAAGUUGUGGCAGGGCGUGACGCCGGCGCUCUACCGACACGUCGUCUAUAGUGGUGUGCGCAUCUGCAGCUAUGAUCUGAUGCGCAAGGAGCUAACCGAGAAUGGCACCCAGGCGCUGCCCGUUUGGAAGUCGGCUCUCUGCGGUGUCACAGCCGGCGCUGUGGCUCAGUGGCUGGCGUCGCCCGCGGACCUGGUCAAGGUUCAAAUCCAAAUGGAGGGCAAGCGGCGACUGAUGGGCGAGGCGCCGCGUGUGCAUGGUGCCGCGCAUGCGUUCCGCAAGAUUGUGCAGCGCGGCGGCAUCAAGGGCUUGUGGAAGGGCAGCAUACCGAAUGUGCAGCGUGCGGCGCUAGUCAAUUUGGGUGAUCUGACCACAUACGACACGAUCAAGCAUCUGAUCAUGCGUCGCCUGCACAUGCCCGACUGCCAUACGGUCCAUGUGCUCGCCUCCAUUUGCGCCGGCUUCGUGGCUGCCAUCAUGGGCACUCCGGCGGAUGUGGUGAAGACGCGCAUCAUGAACCAGCCCACCGACGAGCUGGGACGCGGCUUGCUCUAUCGCGGCUCGGUGGAUUGCCUGCGUCAGACGGUUGGCAAGGAGGGUUUCGUUGCUCUAUACAAGGGAUUCCUGCCCUGCUGGAUACGCAUGGCGCCCUGGUCACUAACCUUCUGGCUGUCCUUCGAACAGAUACGCAAAAUGAUUGGCGCCUCCAGCUACUGAGAGCCCUUAGUUAUUAAAAAUCAAAUACUAAAUGCUUAGCAUUGAAAGAGAAUCAAAAAACAAA